This is a messenger RNA of Kickxella alabastrina, 561 nucleotides long. RefSeq lists its product as uncharacterized. The transcript has 2 exons. Gene Ontology annotation, molecular function: protein binding. NCBI's taxonomy places the organism in Eukaryota, Fungi, Kickxellomycota, Kickxellomycetes, Kickxellales, Kickxellaceae. The coding region runs from base 1 to 561 and encodes 186 amino acids. The record is from RefSeq and is a predicted model, not a curated record.
AUGGCUGAGAGGGAGGGCGAGCUGGAGCAUGAGGGCGAGAUCUUGUAUCCUGUGGAGCGCUUUUCCACCGAGAAGGCCAACCUAGGGCCAAUCACCAAACUAGUCGAGGAGUUCAACCACCCACCAGCACCGCUAUCUUUACUGUUACAGCCCAGUAUCAUCAAUGGCAGCGGCACCACCCACAAUACCAGUGUUACUGCCGCGCAGUUAUCGAAGAAUAAGAAUGAUGCGGAAAUGGGUUAUUUGCUGGCCGAACGCACGUUCCGCGAUGCCUGUUUUUUGCCCGGUAUUGGAUGGUGCAUGGCUGCCCAAGGAGGAGCUAGCGGUAAUGGUAUUGGCAUUGGCACUGGUAUUGGUGCAAAUGGUGCUGAUGAUUGCCUGUUGACUAUACUGUUUUGCGAUGGGAGUCGGUUGUUGAUUAAUGUGCGCGAGCAGAUAGCUUCGUAUGAGGACGAGCAGACUCAGUACCAUGGGCUUCCACUGUCUCACUCUCUACCGCUGAAGGUCAAGGACCGGCUGAGGCAUUUACCCGAUUUCCUCAGUCUAAUGGGCAUGCACUGA